GCGGCCGCUUCCCUUAUUGUUGCGUGCUCUUCCCAAGCACCAAUAAAUAUACUCAUUUAUGAUGAUGCAUACGCAUUCUUGGUUUAUUUCCCUGUCUACGGGAAUUUUCAACUGCGUCGGUUUCCAUGGAGCUAAGCAUUUGCUCGCUCAACGAGCUUCACCAUUUCUCCAAAAACCUGGGGUUUCGACCUCUGAAUCAUUUAACUAAUCCUAAACCCAGUACUCGAAGAGUGUUUCUCAACCUACGGUCGCCGGUUUUCGCCUCUAGCUCGGCUACCAAGAGUGACUCUUUCAGUUCCUUGACUGCGGAGAGUGCGGUUUCUGUCGACCCCGUGUACGUGCCCACGCCGCGGAAUCGGGAACUUCGAACUCCUCACAGCGGGUAUCAUUUUGAUGGAACUACUCGAAAAUUUUUUGAGGGUUGGUACUUUAAGGUCUCAAUUCCAGAACGGAAGCAGAGCUUUUGCUUCAUGUAUGCCAUAGAGAAUCCUGCAUUCAAAAGAAAAUUGACUUCUUUGGAAGUGGCUCAGUAUGGAACUAGAUUUACUGGAGUUGGGACUCAAAUCCUUGGAUCUGAUGACAAGUACAUAGGCCAAUGUUCUGAGGAAUCUCAGUACUUUUGGGGAAGUAGGCAUGAACUAGCAUUAGGGAAUACUUUUGUAGCCAAGAAAGGCAUGCAGCCACCAAGAAAGGAGGUUCCUCCUCAGGAAUUUGACAGCAGAGUUCUGGAAGGUUUUCAAGUCACCCCUCUUUGGCAUCAAGGCUUCAUGCGUGAUGAUGGCAGGACAACUUACACAGAAAAGGUGAAGACAGCACGCUGGGAGUAUAGCACCCGUCCUGUCUAUGGAUGGGGCAAUGUUGGGUCCAAUCAGAAGUCCACAGCAGGCUGGCUUGCUGCUUUUCCUGUGUUUGAACCCCAUUGGCAAGUCUGCAUGGCAGGCGGACUUUCAACAGGCUGGAUAGAGUGGGAUGGUGAAAGGUUUGAGUUUCAAGAUGCCCCUUCAUAUUCAGAAAAGAAUUGGGGUGGAGCUUUUCCUAGAAAAUGGUUUUGGGUACAAAGCAAUGUCUUUAAUGGUGCUAUUGGAGAAGUUGCUUUGACUGCAGCUGGUGGGUUGAGGCAACUACCUGGAUUGACUGAAACCUUCGAGAAUGCUGCAUUGAUUGGAGUGCACUAUAAUGGGUUUUUCUAUGAAUUCGUGCCAUGGAAUGGUGUUGUAAAUUGGGAAAUUACUCCCUGGGGUUACUGGUACAUGGCUGGAGAGAAUGAGACGCAUAUGGUUGAGUUAGAGGCUACAACUGAGCAUCCAGGGACGACACUGCGUGCUCCAACAUCAGAAGCAGGCUUUGCUCCAGCUUGCAAAGAUACUUGUUUUAGUGACCUGAGAUUGCAAAUGUGGGAACGAAGAUCUGAUGGCAGUAAGGGGAAGGUAAUCCUGGAUGUUACAAGCGACAUGGCAGCAGUAGAGGUUGGAGGGGGACCGUGGUUCAAUACUUGGAAAGGCUCAACUGUGAUGCCGGAGCCUAUUAAACGUGCUCUUCAAGUUCCUGUUGAUGUGGAUGGUAUACUGGGUGCGGUUCCAUUACUCAGACCACCCGGUUUAUAACCAACUAUACAUUACAUUUUUUUUCAUGGGGAAAAACAUAUAUUUCUUAACUUGAUGGGAGAAGCAUGGCCUAUUGGCUGGAUUACAUUGGAAGAGUCUGAUUGUUCCUCAGCCAAAGGGUAAAAAUAAUUAUUUGGAAAGGAUUUAAUUCUUUUCAUAGCUGGAUAUCUGGAACAUACAUGCUAAUUGCUGAUAAGAUUGUAAGUGAUGUCUACUUCAAAUGGCCCCAAUUAUUUCUGGCACUUGGCAAUCAUAAUUUCUUCGUGUCAAAUCUACCCUC
Rubroshorea leprosula is the source of this 1884-nucleotide messenger RNA. Lineage: Eukaryota; Viridiplantae; Streptophyta; Magnoliopsida; Malvales; Dipterocarpaceae. The record is from the annotation of a GenBank genome assembly.